GAAAGGUGUUGCACUGACAGGCGCGCGCGCUCCGACAGGGCACUUUCUUGAAGCUGGACACACUCGCGCGCGCGCACACACACACACGCACGCACGCGCUCGCAUACAGACCAGGAUGGCGAAGGAGGCAGGGCAGAAAGCAGCAGACGACACAAGCGAAACACAGAGAGAAGAAGCAGAAGCUAUAGGCCCAACCAUGCGAGAACAUUUACUGAAAAGGCGCAGGAUGUUCCUGGAAUGGGAAGACACGCCGGAUCUUAUAGAGCCAGAUGAAGUACAGCGUUAUAUGCAGUCACACUUCAGCCUUGAUGAAUAUCCCUCACGAAAAUUUAGUGCGUCGCACUGGAGGCUGCAGAACACCGUCCAGGAGUCCAUGGACAGCUCGGAUGAGGAGUUCUUCGAUGCCAGAGAUGUUAUGGAGGGGAAGACAGCCAUCCUGCUGGAGAUGAGCCAGUGGAACUCGAACGACCUGGUGGAGCAAAUUGAGACCCUGGGCCACCUGGAGUGCUCACGAGAAAGCCUGUACAGACUGAGACACCCUCGGUGUGCACCACAGAGCAGUGUAGAUGGUCAGGAGGACAUGGAGAGGAAAUGCAGAACACAGCUGUUGAUCCUGGUCGUUCAUGGAGGUCACAUUCUAGACUCUGGAGGCGGUGAUCCAGGCGGGAAGGCGGGAGACGCUGCGACGCUGGCAUCGGUGUUGGAGCGGGUGGCACGCGCUCACUUUCAGGAAGCAGCAGAUAGCAUGCUAGUGCGCUUGGUGCCCUGCCCUCCUGUGUGUGCCGAAGCUUUCUCGUUCGUCUCUCACUUGAAUCCGUACAGCUACGACGAGAGCUGUGUUUGCAGUAGUGUGGAUCACUUGCCAUUGGCUGCUCUGCCCAUCCUCGCCAUCGCUGCUCCUCAGUACCAGGACGCCGUGGCAGCGGUGAUCGCUCAGGCCAAUCAGGUGUAUCAUGACUUCCUCCAGUCGCCCGAGGGGCUCAGCUUCACCGGGCAGGUGUGCUUGGUGGCUGACUGUGUCGGUGGAGUGCUUUGUUUUGACGCACUGUGCUUUAGUGGCGACAAGCGGCACACAAGUCCCAUGACUGACACAACAAACUACAGCACUGAGAGCCUCAAGGAGAAGCCAGGCACGAUGAGCAGUCUGAGUCCCACACUGAGGAGCAGCAAGCGCCUGAGUAAGAGCAACAUCGACGUUUCGGCACCAUGCGAGUCAGCACCAGCCCUCCGCCGUCCGCUCAGCCGCAAGCAGAGCGACUCGUGUGACACGGACAUUGCCGGAAGUCAGAGAGACGUCUUCUUCAGCAGUCUGUCUCAGGAUGAGCAGAUGAACUCUGCACAGUCUCAAUACCCAGGCUGCUUCGACUUUGAGGUUUCAGACUGCUUUCUGCUUGGCUGUCCGCUCGGACUGGUGCUGGCUAUGAGGAGAACCGUGCUGCCAGCUCUUCAGAUUGCCCAGUUGCGUCCAGCCUGCUCGCAAAUCUUCAAUCUGUUCUACCCGUCUGACCCAUCUGCCUCACGUCUGGAGCCCCUGCUGUACCCACCUCUCACCCAGCUGCCCCCCUUCACUGUGUCACGCUACCAGCGCUACCCACUAGGCGAUGGGCGCUCCACUCUCAUUGCUGACACUGCGGUUAAACAGCCAUCAGAAGGAAGUGGCGAAAUCGUUCAGUCUGCAUGCUGCAAGACAGCGAAUGAUGGAACAUCUUCCAACACCGAGGCCAAGGACAGUCAGACAGACCUGACCAUCUCACAGCUGUGUAGCAGGUGGUGGGGUGUUAAGCGCCUAGACUAUGUGCUUUACUGCCCCGACGUGCUCACAGCCUUCCCCACUGUCGCGCUGCCUCAUCUGUUCCACGCUUCAUACUGGGAGUCGACCGACGCCGUGGCCUUCAUCCUCAGACAGGUGCUGCGCUGUGACUGUUUGAAGGCAGGUGAAGCAGACUGCUGCGACUCAGUGCCCAUCUCCCCGUCCAGCCCACGAGAGAAGUGGCUCCGUAGAAGAACACAUGUCAAACUGCGGAACGUGACAGCUAACCACAGAGUACAUGAUGUGAUCGCGACAGAGGAUGGGCCUCAGACGCUGGUCGGGAGGUUCAUGUACGGCCCUUUGGACAUGGUCACCCUCACAGGAGAGAAGGUGGACGUGUUUUUGGCGACCCAGCCUGGAUCAGGGCGCUGGGUGCUGUUCGACACUGAGUUAACCUCCAGCAGUGGUCGUGUCACCUACACCAUUCCUGCAAACAAGAGACUCUCGGUUGGUGUUUACCCCAUCAAAAUGGUGGUCAAAGGUGACCAGACCAGUGCAGAGGCGUUCCUCACUGUGCUGCCGCGAGGAAUGGAGUGUGUGGUGUUCAGCAUCGAUGGCUCCUUUGCUGCCAGCGUCUCACUCAUGGGUAGCGACCCUAAAGUCCGUCCUGGAGCUGUAGAUGUGGUUCGGCACUGGCAGGACCUCGGGUACCUGAUCAUCUACAUCACCGGUCGUCCCGAUAUGCAGAAGCAGAGGGUGGUGUCGUGGCUCUCGCAGCACAACUUCCCAAAGGGCAUGGUGUUUUUCUCAGAGGGGCUCGUCCACGACCCCCUGCGCCAGAAAACCAUCUUUCUCAGGAGCCUCAUCAAAGAGUGUCACAUUAAGAUCAGCGCCGCGUACGGCUCUAUGAAGGACAUGUCCGUGUACAGCGCUCUGGGCCUGGAGUCCUCACAGAUCUACAUCGUGGGAAGACCGUCCAAGAAACACCAGCACCAGUGCCAGUUCCUGAGUGAGGGUUACGCUGCUCAUCUCUCUGCCCUGGAAUUCGAGCACGGCUCACGUCCCAAGAAGAACCGCAUGAUCCUGCGCCAGGGUUCCUUUGGCCUCUCGCCCAAACCUGAUUUCCUGUCUCCGUCGCCCGAUUUCUUGACAUGUAAGCGCACGCCGCUGCUGCGCCGAGCCAUGUCCAUGCAGCAGGCGUCUCCACCUUCAUCCUCGUCGUCCACGCCGAAACCAGAGCGCGCUCAGAGCCAGCCCGAGAGCCACAGGGAUGGCCCUGAGAUCCGCAUUGAACUUGAUGAUCAGGAUCCGGAAACAGGAGGGUUUACUGCUGUACUGUGAGGGGAAUAUGGCCUAAGGGGGAAGCCAUGGCCUAAUGGUUAGAGAAGCAGCUUUGGGACCAAAAGGUGGCCGGGUUGAUUCCCUAGACCAGCAGGAAUGGCUGAAGUGCCCUUGAGCAAGGCACCUGCUCCCCAGGCUGCUCUGGGUAUGCUGUAUGUCGCUCUGGAUAAGAGCGUCUGAUUAAUACCAUUUAAUGUAAUGUAAUAUGAUCGCUUGGUGGGACGGAAAAAGUGACAUGGGACGUGAUUGUGGUAAAAUGAAUAAUUUUUUUUUUGGUGAGAAGUUUUGCGAUCUUUGAUCCAACAUUUGACAUUCAGAAUUUUGUGCAGACUGAAAGACCAAAUGUCAUUAGCAUCUCGGGCUACGAGCCUGCCACAUCAGUUUCACGGAGACAGCCGUGGAAGCCGCUGUCGUUCUUUAAAUCUUUUGGGUUUUUUUUUUUUCCCUUUCAGUGAUGUUUUGAAGAAGACAAACAGUAACAUGGUGCUCAGUGCAGGGCAGCAGGCUACCAUUUAUUACUGCUGACCUGCUGAGAGACUCAUUUACCAAGCGAGCUCCCGUUUGGUUUGUGCUGACGCACUUGAGCUGCUCUGCGUCACCCUGUUGCUCCGCUAGAAUACGGAUCCUGAAUAAGCCAAUCAGCACCAUAAAGCCAGAAGGACUUCAGAAAGAGCCUCUCACUUUCAUUGUGAGCUCUGUUCCGACUGAGGGCAAUGAUUGGCUGUUUUGUCUCUUUUCAUUCUGCCCAGCGUCACAGGGUUUCUCGAGGCAUUGUUGACCACACGGUGGGAUAAUGGUGCCUUCAUUUGGGGUAGUUUGGCUUGUUUUCUCUCAGCAGCCAUUAUGGUGCACUCGGCUUAUUUUCUGUGCUACGUCAGAAGGCAAAGUAAAAAAAAAAAAAAAACAGCAUUAUAUAUGGAAUUAUGUGGUAAAGAAAAAAAGUGUUAAAAAUAAAAUACUCAAUGGCCACUUUAUUAAGAACACCCACCCAUCCACUGUUCUGUUUGAUGCAGUUCUCUAAUCAGCCAAUCACUUGACAGCAGCACGAUGCAUCAAAUCACGCAGAUACAAAUCAAGAGCUUCAGUUUGUGUUCUCAAUGUUCAAACAUCAGAAUGGGAAACAUUGUGAUCUGAUCUCAAAGUGUGACUUUCUUUCACUGUGGUAUGGGUGUUGGUUUGAGUAUUUCAGAAACGGCUGAUCUCCUUCCUGGGGUUUUCACACACAACAGUCUGUAGAAUUUACACAGAUAGAAUGGUGCGAAAAACAAAAAACAUCCAUCGAGUGAGCGAGCGACGGUUCUGUGGAUGGAAACAAACGCCUUGUUGAUAAGAGAGCCCAGAGGAAAUUGGACAGAUUUGAGCUUUUUUGCCAGGAAGGAUAUAGUAACUCAUAGAGUCACUCUUUACAACCGUGGUGAGCAGAAAAGCAUCUCAGCAUGCAACAGAAAACAGAAGACCACAUUGGGUUCCACUCCUGCAAAGAACAGGAGUCUCAGAAUCAAGAACAAGUUCCUAUUAAAGUGGCCAGCAACGAGUAUAAGAAAAUAAAUAUAUAUAUAUAUAUAUAUAUAUAUAUAUAUAUAUAGACCCAAAUUUAAGACAAAACAUCAUACAAACGUCUUUAUUUUAUAUAAUGAAUAAGAUAAACAAACAGAAAUAAUGACACCUACACUUUCAUGUCCAUUACCAAAUCUGACAUCAGUUAUAAACUUCACAUUAGACGAUUAAAGAAGUGACUCGAGUGAUAAUAUCUGAGCUAAUCUUGAAGUUAAAAAAAAAAAAAAAAAAUUGAGAAAAAACAGAAAAAAAUUUCACCAAAAUUUGGUGUGUCAUCAGCGUUUAACUUCUCGUCAUCAUGACGUCACAGGAUUACUCUGGAGAUCAGAAAAUGGCCAGAUUGGUUCAGGAAGGAAAUAGUGACUCAUAUCACUCUUUAGAGCCGUGGUGAGCAGAAAAACAUCUCAGCAUGCAACAGAAAAACACACUGGCUUCCACUUCUGUGAAGAACAAGUUCCUAUUAAAGUGGCCAGGGAGUGUAUGUUUGAUGACGCUUUGUACACUAUUGGCGUUAUCUUAAACCAGCUUCAUGAGGGAGUCACCUGGAAUGCUUUUCGAUUAACAGCUGUGCUUCGUCGAAAGUCAAUUAGUGGACGAGUUUCUUGCCGCCUUAAUGCGUUGAGAGCAAACAGUAAAUAAUAAAAAUACAGUAAAUAGCCCUAUUCAACACCACAACUGGAGUAAUCCAUACAGUAUUAUGUCAAGAAAUGAUCAAGUAAGUAAAGAGAAACGGCAUCAAUCGUUACUUUAAAACAUGAAGUGACUUUUAAUUCAUAAAAAUAAAGAAAAAAUGCUGAAUUAGUAGGCGUGUCCAAACUUUUGAUUGGUACUGUGUAUGUUUUGAGAAUGCUGGCUUCAAAACAAGAACAGUAAGCUUAUCUAUACGAGUGUUUUACUGAGAAAUACACCACUCGUGUUUAUUUUUCAUACGAGCGCCAUCCGGGACAUGGAGAACCAAAACCGUGACAUAAAGCUCUAUACGUCACCUGUGAGGAAAUUGAUGAUAAAUUUUCUUUUGAUAAAUUUGGGCACUUUGUUUGUGAAUGUGUCGAUACAAUAUAAAGAAAAAAAAUAAAUCACACGUUGGCUUGAA
Molecule: messenger RNA, 5741 nt
Organism: Neoarius graeffei (lesser salmon catfish)
Lineage: Eukaryota; Metazoa; Chordata; Actinopteri; Siluriformes; Ariidae
Gene: plrdgb
Product: PITP-less RdgB-like protein
Exons: 21
Coding region: 116-3091 (991 amino acids)
Biological process (GO): phospholipid transport
Cellular component (GO): cytoplasm
Molecular function (GO): phosphatidylcholine intramembrane carrier activity; phosphatidylinositol binding; metal ion binding
Source: RefSeq, a predicted model, not a curated record